CUUCCUGUAUGCUGCUGCCGCCGGGUGUCCAUGGCCCGCACCCCCAAGCUGCCACUGCAGCAAUCAGAGUGGCAGCCAGAGGCUCAGUCCAUGCCGGGCCCCCUGGACAGUGCCGGCGAGGCUGAGCAAGAGGCCUCGGCGUCUCGACACCUAGGAAAGCGGACUAUCACCAGGGUGGACCAUGUUGCGCCGUAAGCCCUCCAACGCCAGCGAGAAGGAGCCCACUCAGAAGAAAAAGCUCUCACUUCAGCGCUCCAGCAGCUUCAAGGAUUUUGCCAAAUCCAAACCCAGCUCCCCUGUGGUGAGCGAGAAGGAAUUUAAUCUGGAUGAUAAUAUUCCAGAAGAUGACUCAGGCGUCCCUACUCCAGAGGAUGCUGGGAAGAGUGGCAAAAAGCUGGGGAAGAAGUGGAGGGCCGUGAUUUCCCGAACCAUGAACAGGAAGAUGGGCAAGAUGGUGGUGAAGGCCCUGUCGGAGGAGAUGGGAGACACUCUGGAGGAGGGCUCAGCCUCCCCGACGUCUCCAGACUGCAGCCUGGACAGCCCUGGCCCUGAGAAGAUGGCGCUGGCCUUUUCCGAGCAGGAGGAGCGGGAGCUCCCAGCACUCAGCCGCCAGGCAUCCACGGGCAGUGAGCUCUGCAGCCCCAGCCCGGGCUCCGGCAGCUUCGGGGAGGACCCGCCUGCCCCCCAGUACACAGGGCCCUUCUGCGGCCGGGCACGAGUUCACACCGACUUCACUCCCAGCCCCUAUGACCACGACUCACUGAAACUGCAGAAAGGGGACGUGAUCCAGAUCGUUGAAAAGCCGCCCGUGGGGACGUGGCUGGGCCUGCUCAAUGGCAGGCUGGGCUCUUUCAAGUUCAUCUACGUGGAUGUGCUGCCCGAGGAGGCCGCGGGUCCUGCCCGCCCCAGCCGCCGACAGAGCAAGGGCAAGAGGCCCAAGCCCAAGACUCUGCACGAGCUGCUGGAGCGCAUCGGCCUCGAGGAGCACACGUCCACCCUGCUGCUCAACGGCUACCAGACGCUGGAGGACUUCAAAGAGCUGCGGGAAACACACCUCAAUGAGCUGAACAUCAUGGACCCGCAGCAUCGGGCCAAGCUGCUUACGGCCGCUGAGCUGCUGCUGGACUACGACACUGGCAGUGAGGAAGCGGAAGAGGGUGCCGAGAGCAGCCAGGAGCCAGUGGCACACACGGUGUCGGAGCCCAAGGUGGACAUCCCUCGCGACUCCGGCUGCUUCGAGGGCUCCGAGAGCGGGCGCGACGAGGCGGAGCUGGCGAGCGCCGAAGAGCAGCUGCACAGCCUCUCCCUGGCCGGGGCGCCUUGAGGCCGCAGUGGCUCAGGCCGAGGCCAGGCAGGCAUCCUGCGCGGAUGGGCCCGGCCUCCCACAGUGUCCCCAGGCCAGAGGACUGUCACUGAGCCGGCUCAUUUCCCCCAGGGGUCCCCUGGGCCACAGAGGCCGGCCGGGCCCUAUAAGGUGUGGCUGGAGUACACGCUGAGCCACCAAGGCACAUCGUCUGCCCGACCACCUCCAUCCGCCAGCUACUGACAGCACAGCCCUUCCAGUUGCAUCUGCAGCAAGGAGGGGCACCAAAGGGCCACCGGGCCCCUGUCCCUCACCACCAAGGCCUCCAAACCCUCCUCACCUGCACACCACCUUCCCUUCUCACUGCUUCUGAAAAGGGGGCCGAAGUCAGUGGUUCAGGUCAACACCCGAGCAAAGUCUGGCCACUGAAAAGGACUCUUCUCUGAACACGGGGAGAAUCCAGAUCUUCCUCAAUAAGGUUUGAAGAAAGCCACAUGUAUCUUUUCUACUUACCCUCACCUUAACUUUUUUUUAUAUAGGUUUAGCCACUAAAUCACUCUCACUUGAACACAGAGUGCCUUCCUCAAUCUGGGUCGAGGACUGGUCAGGAUAAGAAUGAAUAGUCAGGAUAAGAAUGGCUGGUUGCUGAGGGCCUUGCCAACUCUGACAUUCUGUGACAUUAAAUGCCUGCUGUCCUGUUACCUGCAGCCCAGGACACCAGUGGGUUUCACUGAGGGGGCUGGAGAGGCCUCGGCUCCUCCUGCUUAUCCUCUGCAUACCUCUGUGAGUAACUCAGGCCAAGCUGCAACUCCCCCAAGCUUAAAACAAUGCCCAUACCUCAGACAAUGCGCCCCCACCUUCCACUCCCAGCUCCUCAAUGACGUUUUCCCCCAAGGCUGGUGGCAGAUGGCCAGAUGUGGCUUCCAAGGAUAGACCGGCCCCUCGGAAGCUGAAUGCAGGUCCAGGCCGGGACAGCACAAAGCUUGACGUUGGGGAGUCUACUACUCCGCCUUUGCUCUGCUACAGGUUUUGAUGUAUCUUGAACUUCAGAAGGGGAGGGAGAGCGUUGGUAGGGGCCUCCCUUGAUCCCAGUACCAAGUCUGUACCCUCAAUUCCGAGAGUAACCCUUGUGCCCACUUCUUGGAUUGGCUGCCUAGUGUGGACACACUUCUGGACCUACUACCAGGAAUUCUGGUAGAAGGUAUCCUGGGGGAAUGUUUGGGGUGUAAAUACAACGGGGUGUGGGGAGACAGGUUAGUAGCAAUAAACGGUAGAACUAAA
Messenger RNA from Phacochoerus africanus (Common warthog), 2584 nucleotides. It is a transcript of the gene SASH3, whose product is annotated as SAM and SH3 domain containing 3. Gene Ontology annotation, molecular function: protein binding. The coding region runs from base 182 to 1324 and encodes 380 amino acids. Lineage: Eukaryota; Metazoa; Chordata; Mammalia; Artiodactyla; Suidae. Gene Ontology annotation, cellular component: nucleus; cytoplasm. Gene Ontology annotation, biological process: positive regulation of immunoglobulin production; positive regulation of B cell proliferation; positive regulation of adaptive immune response. The transcript is spliced from 8 exons. The record is from RefSeq and is a predicted model, not a curated record.